UUGACAUGUUUAUUUCAGCUCGAGCGUAGUUUCCCUCUGACGUCUCAUCUGUUGGCAAGUGGUCAGAUAUGUGCUGUAUGUGCUCGUGAAUUUCAGAGCUCAGAUUACGCUGCAGUGGAGGACCAGCAAGCGGACACAAAUAUGAAGGAGAAGAGUGGAGUUUUUCUGGCGUGGAAAGUGUUGCUGGUGGGGAUGUGUGCGCUGCUGCUCCUGAGCUCAGCAGGUUUACUGUUCCUGCUGGUUCGACAGAAAGAGCUGACGGAGCAGCUGGUUAGGUUGGACACCCAGAUGCAGGUGCUGUCCCAGAGCUGCAGGCUGCAGGCAGGAGUCCUGGCUGUGGAGCCUGCAGAGGCUGCAGAGCUGAAGAAGCUCCAACGCAGCAGAAGAAACCAGGAGGGAGAAGCAACACAAAGCCAAGACGAGAAGGAAAUGCUGAUGCUGAUGACGUACUCCAUGGUUCCUGUCAAAGUCUUCAUAGAGCUGUGUAAUAGCUCCAGAGGAGUUUGUUUAACAGGCCCACCUGGACCACCAGGUUUGCCUGGUAGGGCUGGUUCACCAGGACCACAGGGUGUGCCAGGGCUGCAGGGGAGAAAAAGAGGAAGAAGAGGACCCCCUGGUGAAAAGGGAGAACCAGGACCUAAAGGAGACCCUGGGCCUCCCGGACUGAAAGGUCCUCCUGGUCCCAGGGGUCCACCAGGUCCAGCAGGCCCACCUGGUCCAAUCUGUCCUGCUUGUUAUUCUAAUGAAGUGAGAAACAAGACCAUCGGAGAACACAUCCAUCAAACCAACAUGUUGAUGGAUUCAUCUCCUUCCCUGACCAAUGUAGAAAACAGCAGCUCGACAAUCAACAAGACUGAAUCACCAACACCACACCCAGCUGAUGAGGGCAGACAUGUAUUGAAUGUUACUGACUCUGAAAAACCUCGAGACACAAGUACGGACUCUGAGUCAGUAGUUCAUCCAGAGUACAGCUACAGCACCUUAAAUGAUACCAACACAGAGAAUGUCACAGAGGCACCAAUUCGAUUAUUAACAGCCCCACUUUCUACAGACCAAAACAGCUUCAAUGGAAGUGCAGACAUUAAUGAUACAACUGUGAAAAGUGAGUUAGUAUCACCUCGUCCAGACUACACACAUGACACGUGGGUUGAAACCAGCGCAGAGACUGUUACAGCGGCAUCAAUUCACUUAACAGUUUCCACAGUGUUACCAACACCACAUCUAGCUCAUGAAGCCAGAGAUGUUUCUAAUGUUACUCACUCUGAGAAACUUCGAGAUACAGCUAAGGAAUCUGAGUCAGUAUCAUUUGAUCAAGACAACAGCCAUGGCACCUUGAACAAUACCAAAAGAGAAAAUGCUACAGAGGCACCAAUUCAAUUAUUAACAGCUCCACUUUCUGCGGACCAAAACAGUGGAACCAUUAGUGAUACACCCAUGAAAAGUGAAUCACCAACUUCACAGCCAGCUGACAACAACAGAGAUGUGACUGACUCUGAGAAGCUUCUAAACACAAACAUGGAAGCUGAGCCAGUUUCAUUUCACAAAGAUGACAGCCAAGACACCCUGAACAACACAGUGAAUGUUACAGACGGACCAAUUAAAUUAUUCACAGCUCCACUUUCACGUCACUUUUCGGACCAAAACGGUGACACUGUCAAUAACAGUGGAACCGUUGAACCCAUGAAAAGUGAAUCACCAACUUCACAUCCAGCUGACAACAACAGCGAUGUGACUGACUCUGAGAAGCUUCUAAACACAAACAUUGAAGCUGAGUCAUCAUUUCAAGAUGACAGUCACAGCACAUUGAACAAUACCACAAGAGAAAAUGCUACAGAGGCACCAAAUAAGUUAUUAACAACCUCACUUUCUGUAGACCUGGAGAGGAACGCCUUUAACAACAGUGGAAACAUUAUCCAUACACCCAUGAAAAGUGACUCUUCAUACCCACUCCAGACCAACAACCAGAUCAAUGUGACAACCAAUGAGAGAAGAAGAAAAACUGAGUGCAACAUUAGAACUAUUAAAUGUCCGGAGAAAGCCAUCAAAAUGGAAAGCACGUUUGGAGCCUGGAUGUCCGAUGCAUCAAGGCAGGAUGAAGGUCGAUACUGGUUGGCCGAUCAUUUUUCAGGUCGACUUUUGGUAGAGCUCAGGAACAUUUCGGCAUUACAGGAUUCAAGCAACAAAAAUAUAGAUGUCAGGAGGUUCUUCCAGGGCUGUGGUCAUGUUGUCUACAAACAGUCAUUUUACUUUCACAAAGCAGGAACAAACAGACUUAUGAAAUUUGACCUGAACACCAGUGGAACAAACACUCUGAUCAUGGAAAACAGCAGAUAUCACCAACUGACUUAUCUUUUCCCCAACUCAAAGACAUAUUUUAAGUUUGCUGUGGAUGAAAACGGACUGUGGGUCAUUUUUGCAUCAAAUGCAGAUGAUGAUACGAUGGUUGCAAAGAUUAACCCUGACACAUUCAUUGUGGAAUUAAUCAUUAAUACUCACUACCCUACAACUAAAGCAGGAAAUGCUUUCAUUGUAUGUGGGGUGCUAUAUUUUACAGAUGACAAAGACAGAAGAGUUACAUACGCCUUUGAUUUAAAGAAAGAGAGUCCUCUGGAUGCAAGUUUUGAUUUAAGGCCAGCUAACGGCACCUUGGCUAUGCUGUCAUAUUAUCCCAACAAAAAGCUUCUGUAUAUGUGGGAUAGCAGGAGUGUGAAAAUCUGCAAAGUAAAACUCAAAACAACCUAGAAAUAACCACAAACCUUGUAAAAUGAGUAAUAAAGUUAUUCUUUAAAUCUUAGUUGGUUAAUGUGAAUUUCUUGAAACACUGACCUGAUUUUGACACAGGAGGAAGUUGCUGACAGAGGUUUACAGCAGUAGGUCACACUGGAUAUUGUUUACAAUAAAUAUGUUGGUAAAAUUAAAGAUUACCGACAACUGAUGUACAUCAUGUACAUGACCACAAUGCUGGAUGUACGCAGCUGCAUGACAUGAUGAAUGGUUGUGGGGAAAUUUGAACAUUUUUAAUUUAGUUUAGAUUCACAGAGCAGCAACAGUUAUGCAUAGUCUAUUCAUAUUAUAGUUGUGACUAAAUGUUUUACCCAAAUGUGUCACAAUAGUCAUUGUUUAGAUGGAUUUUCAUGUUCAUGGUCAAAAUACAUAUACAAAAUAUUUUUUCCCAAAUGUAUUGUGUGAUGCUGAUUACCUGCAUCUUUUCAUUUCUAUUUGCACCAUCUGUUCUAUUUAGCACUACUUAUCAUUAGUUUAUGUUGUUGUUCUUGAUUCGUCUGUACCUUGGCACUGUCAUGAGUUUAUUAUUGAUAAAUUUGUUGUGCUUC
Molecule: messenger RNA, 3332 nt
Organism: Sander lucioperca (pikeperch)
Lineage: Eukaryota; Metazoa; Chordata; Actinopteri; Perciformes; Percidae
Product: gliomedin-like
Exons: 24
Coding region: 142-2742 (866 amino acids)
Biological process (GO): signal transduction
Cellular component (GO): cell surface
Source: RefSeq, a predicted model, not a curated record